AUGAAAACAGUGUUUAUACUUGUUUUAUGUCUUACAUUGACAUAUUGUGCUGUAAUAAAACGAGAAGCCCCUGAAAAUGAAGAGGAAGGAAGAGUCUACCGUAUUGAAAACUUUUGUAUUUCCACGAAAUCUAGACCAGAACGCGAAGAAGGAGGUGAAAGUAAAACAGGGGAAGAAAAAGAGAAUAAAGAGGACGAGGCUGGAGAAAAUGAACAGGAAGAAAAAGGUGAGGAAGGAGGUGAUAAAAAGACUGAAGAGGAUGGAGAAGGUGAGGAAAAAGAAAUGAAAGAAUCUGCUAAAGGAGAAGAUUCUGAAGUUGGUAAAGAUAAAGAGCAUGAAAGAGAGGGUGAAGAGAAACACGAACAAGGUGAAGAUUGCAAAAAAGAAAAAAAAGAUACCGAUGGUGAAGGCGUUGUAUACUUCGUGCCUAUUCCGAUUGAGAUUGUGGAUACCGUUUACGACGUAUACGCAGUUUGA
This is a messenger RNA of Pieris macdunnoughi, 477 nucleotides long. Lineage: Eukaryota; Metazoa; Arthropoda; Insecta; Lepidoptera; Pieridae. The record is from the annotation of a GenBank genome assembly.